Messenger RNA from Ascochyta rabiei, 1056 nucleotides. RefSeq lists its product as uncharacterized. The record is from RefSeq and is a predicted model, not a curated record. Lineage: Eukaryota; Fungi; Ascomycota; Dothideomycetes; Pleosporales; Didymellaceae. The coding region runs from base 1 to 1056 and encodes 351 amino acids. The transcript has 2 exons.
AUGCGAGCGCAGAAGAAACAGGACCUUAGGUUGGUGCUGCCGCCUAAGUCGGCAUCCCGCAGGGAACACGGUGCCUAUGCCUCCAUCUUGCGGCGGGAUGAGCUGUUCAUCUCUUGGAUCCUCAAGCAGCUGGUUGACGACAACGACCUGUACAGCAGUACCGCAACGCCUUACCUGACAGCUUCUGGCAUGCUUAAAAAGGCCAACUCCAUCGGCAACACUACCUCCCAGGCCUCUGCGGCUGCAUUUCUGCGGAGCUGGCGCAUACAAGGCUUACCCUUUGCGCAGGAGUCUGUGGAGGAUCGCCCGCCUGCUUCCUCGCGCACCCGCUGGUCGCUGUCGCAGAAGAAUAGCUCCUCGACUGUGCCAAAGAGCGCGCUCGCCUCCGCCUGGAGCCUGUGCGAUCGCUACGAGCAGGAGUUAGAUAUUAUCUAUAUUAACAAGGCGUACACUAAGAGGAUAGACCAGAUUAAGGAGCAAGACGUUGCCCGCAGCAGCGAUGCUAAGAACCGAGGCAGCAGGGGCAAAGUCAGCUCUGAGGCCAUAGACGCCCUGCUGCUGUCCGCUACUGCCAUGUCGGGGCGUCAGCAGCGUCAGCGAUUCAAGAAGCAGCUGCACCAAGCGCUCCGCUGGUACGAAGCAGCCAAGCAGCUGGGCUGGGGCAUGCUCUGCCUGAUGCUGCACGACAUUAUCUCUAACUUGUGGGUAGAGAACAAUCUCCGCGUCCCCUUCUGGCAUAUCUGGCUUAAGUUGGUUAUAGAGGUGAAUCUGGAGGCCUAUAAAGCAAGCAUGGCCUUAGACGCCUGGCUAGGCUCAGAAGGCAUCUCUGGCGGAUCCAUCAGCGAGAAGGCAACGCUGUCGAUCGAGGCAGACACGCCGACACCGGCGACGCAAGUAGAGGAGAUUAAAGACAGCGAGAUGGAAGAUGGCGAAGACACCAAGAACGGCGACAACAACGGCGCUGAGGAUGCGCCGUCUCAAGGACCCGCUAAGAGCCCUGCGCCCGCCCGUCCGAUGCGCCAGCUUACCUUAAUUAAGCUGUGUAAGCCUUUUUAA